Molecule: messenger RNA, 1594 nt
Organism: Myripristis murdjan (pinecone soldierfish)
Lineage: Eukaryota; Metazoa; Chordata; Actinopteri; Holocentriformes; Holocentridae
Gene: bag1
Product: BCL2 associated athanogene 1
Exons: 7
Coding region: 93-713 (206 amino acids)
Biological process (GO): protein stabilization
Cellular component (GO): nucleus; cytosol; membrane
Molecular function (GO): adenyl-nucleotide exchange factor activity; protein-folding chaperone binding
Source: RefSeq, a predicted model, not a curated record
GUUUGUCAGCUUCCUGUCCGUCCCGGAAGUGAGCGGCCAACAACAUCAACAAGUGAACCACACUGUACGAUGUGAGGACGGCACACGGCGAAAUGGCAGAGCAGACGAUAACGGUGACGGUGGCAUACGGAUCGGCUAAGCACAGCAUCACUCUAACAGGCCAGGAUGGAAAUGACAUCACGGUCAAAGACCUAUCCGAUGCCCUGACCGCAGCCACCGGGGUCCCAGCGCCCUCACAGAAACUCAUCUUCAAAGGAAAAUCUUUGAAGGAUAAGGAGGAGACUCUGUCCAGCUGUGGAAUAAAACAAGGCUGUAAACUAAUGAUGAUUGGGAAGAAGAACAGCCCAGAGGAAGAAGCUGAACUGAAGAAGCUAAAAGACAUUGAGAAGUCUGUGGAGCAGACGGCUAAGAAGCUGGAAAAACUGGAUGGGGAGUUGACCGGCCUCAAGAAUGGGUUUCUAGCCAAGGAUCUGCAGGUGGAGGCGCUGGGUAAACUGGACAACAGGGUGAAAGGUGCAGCGGAGCAGUUUAUAAGGAUCCUGGAGCAGAUCGACUCCAUGAGCGUGCCAGAAAAUUUUAGUGACUGCAGAAUGAAGAAAAAGGGACUUGUGAAGACAGUGCAGGAUUUCCUGGCCCAGUGCGACAAGAUCGAGGCCCUCAUAUCGGACCACCUAGCAAAAAUCCAGUCCAAAAACCUCGCCCUGGCAGAGUAGCACCGCAGCGCCUCCCUAUCAUGUUGUAUACAUUGCUCUGUGAGCAGCUGCACCCUGUACUGUAAGCUUCAGUUCUGGAGCAGGUCCUCGUCUAUUUAUUGUUGGCAUGAUGUGUAAGAAUGCCCUAACGAUGCAGAAGCCCAUGAAGAGAGAGAGAGGCUGGAUAACAGCAGGCAGUGUUUGUUUUUCUUUUCAUUUACAAUAAUUUUUAUCUUCAAGAAUCAGAAAUGAUCAGUGACAGCAGCCAAUAGCACAAAACCAAUUGACGUUACACUAUAGACUGAUAUGGGUUUGAUCAUGUGCUUGAGUGUGCGAUUGUGAAAUCCUGCUGAUCGUCCUGCACCAACCCAACACGGUUUGCUCAUACACACAUCUAUAGCUGUUGGUUGCUACCGCUAAACGAACAUGCCCGAGUUUCACUCUCAGGUAUAAGACAAACAUGAGCUGCUUUCUUAUGUAUUUCACACAUGGACUCUCUGUGUAAGAAUCAGUGGUCAUUUCAAUUAUUGGCAAGUAUGCAGACAUGGUGACGGUGCAACUGCAGGUCCUUGAUUCUUUAAAGCCCAUGUAUGUGUGCAAAACACGUCAGCACUAAAUGGAACUGCCAGUGUCACAUGCUCAUUGACAUGCUGUUGAUGGCAACAGGGAACUGACAUUGUUUUUUCACUAGAAACUACCCAUUGGUGUAAAAGUCCUCUAGAAAUAACCAAUAUAUCUCAGUACCAAGCCAGCUACCUUUCUCUAUGUCUGUAAAUGACCCUGUUGUGAACACUUGGCCUAACAGGAUAUCCAUGUAUACUGUCUUUAUAUACAGCAAAUGAGAUACCUUUGGCUGAAUGUGUUAUUUCAAAUAAAAUUGGACAUGUUUGUUAACUGUUGAA